AUGAACCAGCUCGAGCAAGUAGAGCAGGCGGUUCCAGGGCCUUCGUCUCAUCCGUCUCCGCCUACACCGCCAGCACCACAGAUAAGAGCUGGUGCCAAAAGAGCGAAUAGUGUUUCAUUAGAGGACAAAGAGAAAUUCCGGUCCCGGAUCAACAGCCUAUUCAAAGGAAGUUACCAAGAGGGCGACGAGUAUUUCAAGAAAAGCCGUUCGAACUCAUUGUAUAGACCGAUGAGACCGGCCGACCUUGGAUCUGUGUUUGAGCCGGACUCUCUCUAUUUUGUCAAUCAUCGCUCGCUCAAAACCGCAAAGGCCUGUACUCUUGUCAGCACAGACGAACUCUGCCAAUUCUUAGUCAGACAUUAUACAGCCGAACUUCCAGAGACAGAAAGAAUGUUCCCAUGGCUACAUGGAAUGCACAAGAACAACACAGUUCAGCUUAGAUUUCUCUCGAGUCUAGCGAAUCAGCUUGACUCUGAUCUACAGAUAGGGGUCCCUUCUAACGUUCGAAGCCUCAUGCUGGUGCGCUCUGCGAGUGCCGGUUCUGAAGGUAAUCACUGUGAUGAUAUAAUCGCCGAAACAACAGGACAAAUCAAAGGAACCGUCUCGCCGCAUGACAUACUGGUUUCAGUGUUCAGUGUUCGCAACGUGGAAUUAUAUCUGCUUUCCAUCCUCCCGGAAGACAUUCUCACUUCAUUUCCGAUAGAUAUACUGGUGAAAGAUUGUGUAAGCACCCAACUUCUGCCACUGUUCAAGGAUUUGGAUCCACAGGUCGGCGUUUCCCUCCGAAACUUCCAUAUUCAGGUUUCCAAAAUGAGCAAUAUAUCAGAUUUAAUUGUCUACUGCUUCAAUGAUGAUCACGAGCGCUCCGUUCGUCUGCCCAAGAAAGAAGACAGUUGGAAUGGCAAAUGCAAGUGCGCGUCCCUGGCCAGACUACUGCAUAUUGCCCAGCUAAUGUAUACGACAGAUCACCCAGAACUGGCUCAACAAGAUCAGAAGAAGCUAUACAACACUUUCGUUCUCGAUGACGUCAAACUUAAUGUGCUGGAAGCUUCGAAUCUUCUUUCGAUACCCUUGUUAAACGCUGAUGCAUCUUCGAAAGCAACGGGCGAUCUUUGCUCUGACUAUGAUAUUAAGGUGUUCAACAAUUGGGAUUCGAAUUACCUUUACCGUGAAAAGCUUGAAAUCUCAAAGAUGUCUUCAGCAACGGAGGUAAUUGACAAUGUCUGGUUUGGAAACACAACCGAUUUCGAAUGUCUCCAUAUACAACUGAACUCGGGUAUAAAGCCGAUCUCCGCUGAUCUGAAAUCGCCGAACUUCCCAUUACAUUGCGAUCCUACGAAUACUGUCGUCAUCCUGAAGAAAGAGGACCUUGCACAAAGGCCAAUCAAGGAGGUGGAUGCCAAGCUGAUAACAUUUCCAAGAGCGCAUUGGAAGUUGUUUGUGCAUUGCAUUGAUGGCGCAAGGUUCCCAACUCCAAUCGAACUGCGAACCAUUGUUUCUAGCAUUGGCUAUUUGCAACAGAUUUACCUUGAGUUUCCUCCAUCAGGUUCUGUGGAGAUCGCUGAUUUAUCGGAGGAAGAUGUUCUAUGCAUAGUCAACGUGUGCAAAUUGCUUUGCUUUCAAUGCACAAAAGAAUUUCCAGGUCUUCUAUACUGCUCUGACGGCUACACGGAGACCUCGUUACUCGGACUUUGCUUCAUCAUGUACUCUCAAAAAAUUGGAAUUGAUGAGGCGAUAAUUCGUCUACACAUGCAGUAUGGUCGGCCUUUCUUUAUAUUCAAGUCUGAUUAUCUGCUGCUACAAAAGUUGGAACCAAUGAUACUGAAGUUUGCGCAGCUCAAGGGUGAUAAACUAACUCUUGAGGAUGAUAAAAGCAUCGUGAAAUCAUUCUUGUUAGCCCCUAAACAUGUCAGGCACAAAUCGACGCUAGGCAUGUCUUUCAACUCUGUGCUGAACACAGCGACAGGUCAGCACAUUAUCCAUCUCCGCGAGCAACAAAAAGGACGCGCUAAAGAUCACGAUUCCGACUCGGACUCUACGUCUAGCUUAUCUUCCGCUGGAACCGAUACAGAAGUGGCGGGGGUGUGUGAGUCGGUGGCAGGGUCUAUACCUUCACGGGUGCUUCCCCAUCUUUAUUUGGGCUCCCUGAGCCAUGCGUCCAGCCUUCGAUUGUUAAAAGAGCUGGGUAUCAAUUAUGUUGUGAGCGUGGGAGAGCAUGUGCCUUGGCUUGAUGAUUUAGAGUACGCUACUGGCACGACUGAGAGCGGUUGUGAGAUUUUCAAGAUAUGUUCGGACCAAAAAGUUGAAGGAAGCGAUUGUGGUGUUGAAGAAGUGAUGCGGAUCAAUAACAUCAACGACGAUGGCAUUGGGACUCUGACAACCACCAUCAAUGAUGCUCUUGAAUUCAUUGACAAGUGCUAUGAGAGUAAUGGAAAGGUCCUCGUUCAUUGUCAGGUUGGCGUCUCUCGCUCGGCCACUGUUUGCAUUGCAGAGGUCAUGAAGAGACUGAAUGUGAGUCUUCCACGGGCAUACCUUUACGUGCGUGUGCGCAGACUUAACGUGAUAAUACAGCCCAAUUUGAAGCUGAUGUACGAGCUGUUCAAAUGGGAGGAGCUGUUUAUGCGGUCAAAGCUGAAGAAACGCCAAUACAGCGUUUCUUCUCAAUCAUCGAACGGCCAGUCUAACAACUCGACGUUCUCCACGAAUAACAGCGACAGAUCGUCGUUUUCGAAUAGCGUGGGGUCGGUGAGUUCCACCUUCAUUUCAUCUUCUGCGCGAGACAGGCCUAGGUUCUCCCUAGCUGGCUACGAAAGAGCCAUAUCCGAAGAGGCUGACGAGUUUGACAUCCGACACCUAGACCUUGGGCCAGAGGAGGUUAUAAGUAACACUCCUGGCUUCAUACGUGAGGUGGACUGGUACAUUCUUUGCAGAGAGAUCUUUAAUCUGAACCGGGCUUACAUCAAGCCUAGCAAAUAG
Ogataea angusta is the source of this 2976-nucleotide messenger RNA. RefSeq lists its product as uncharacterized. Gene Ontology annotation, molecular function: protein tyrosine/serine/threonine phosphatase activity. Gene Ontology annotation, biological process: nuclear DNA replication; protein dephosphorylation. The transcript has a single exon. The record is from RefSeq and is a predicted model, not a curated record. Lineage: Eukaryota; Fungi; Ascomycota; Pichiomycetes; Pichiales; Pichiaceae. The coding region runs from base 1 to 2976 and encodes 991 amino acids.